UAGAACCUCCAUUGAUCGAGCAACUCCAAUUCCCUACGCUCGUUACCUUGCUACGAUGUUCGCCCGGCCAAUGAUCAGAGCUUCAAGGCUCUGCUGUCGCUGCUAUGCCACCGAUACCACAUCUGCUCCGCCUCUGCUCCUGAAGAUCAGAAAGGACAUGAAGACCGCCAUGCAGAAUAAAGACUCGAACCGCCUCUCCGUCCUACGCGCCCUCCUCGCGCAAACCCUCAACGCCUCUAAGACAUCGACACCUAUUAACACAGACAUGCAGAUGCUUGCUCUUCUCCGCAAAUCCGCAAAUGCCAGUCGAGCAGCGAGCGAAGAAUUCAAGAAUGCAGGCAGACAGGAUCUGGCGGAUAAGGAAGACUCACAACGCAAAAUCAUGGAAGAGUAUGCAAGCAGUGUGCAGACGAUGGGAGAAGAUGAGAUUCGCGCUAAGGUCCAGAGCGUUGUGGAUGCUAUGAAGAGCGAGGGCGCCAAGAUGCAGAUGGGCGAAGUGCUGAAGAAGGUCUUCUCUCCCGAGGUCCUGGGGGACAAGCCAGUGGAGAGGGCGGAGGUGGCAGUAAUUGUCAAACAGUUAUUAGCAAAGCCGUAAGCCAGGACAGGAGGAAGGUGAAGGUCGGCGAUAUUGGAGUUUUGAGCAAGUCACAACCUGUAUCAACAUGUAUAAAUACCUACCUACUCAGCUUCGGAGCUUAAACUGUUUCCGCUCCCCAUGCUCCAGUC
Messenger RNA from Amorphotheca resinae ATCC 22711, 726 nucleotides. RefSeq lists its product as hypothetical. Bases 56 to 595 code for a protein of 179 amino acids. Gene Ontology annotation, molecular function: carbon-nitrogen ligase activity, with glutamine as amido-N-donor. The transcript has 2 exons. The record is from RefSeq and is a predicted model, not a curated record. NCBI's taxonomy places the organism in Eukaryota, Fungi, Ascomycota, Leotiomycetes, Helotiales, Amorphothecaceae. Gene Ontology annotation, cellular component: mitochondrion.